AUGGUCGACAUCGUCCCCCUCUCCAGCUACCCCUCCUACAUCGACCUCCUCCCCUCAAUCCAAACCUGCAACAUAACCAACCUGCCCGAAAAUUACUUCCUAAAAUACUACCUCUACCACGCCCUGACCUGGCCGCAACUGAGCUUUGUAGCCGUCGUCCGGCCGAAGAAUGGCUACAAGAACGGCGGCGGCGCCAGCGGCAACGGAGCUGGGAUCGCGGGGGAUGUCUCGGGUCAAUACCCCAAGGUCGUUGGAUAUGUCCUUGCGAAAAUGGAGGAGGAUCCUGCGGACGGGAAACCGCAUGGUCAUAUUACUUCUCUGAGUGUUAUGCGCACGCAUAGACGGUUGGGAAUUGCUGAGAGGUUGAUGCGGAUGAGUCAACGCGCAAUGGCCGAGUCCCACCGCGCACACUACGUUUCCCUACACGUGCGUGUUUCGAACAUCGCCGCGCUACGCCUAUACCGUGACACACUGGGCUUCGAGGUGGAGAAGAUUGAGAGCAAGUACUACGCCGACGGCGAGGAUGCGUAUGCGAUGCACCUGAAGCUUGAAAAUAUGUGGAUGGACUGGAAGGCCGUUGAGAAGCGGGACCGGGCGGAGGCGAAGAAGAAUAAGAAGGAGGGUGAGGAUGGUGCCGAUGCGGAGGAGGAGGAUGCUGAUGAGGGCGAGGCGGUUGGGGAUCUGGGGAAGGCGGAGCAGAAUGGGGAGAAGAUGGUUAAUGUUAAGAUUGGGAGGGCGCUUGGUGUUGGUGAUUUGGUGGAGAAGAGUGAUGUUCAGUCAUAA
This is a messenger RNA of Penicillium waksmanii, 783 nucleotides long. RefSeq names its product peptide alpha-N-acetyltransferase complex A subunit ARD1. Gene Ontology annotation, cellular component: NatA complex. The record is from RefSeq and is a predicted model, not a curated record. The transcript is spliced from 2 exons. Gene Ontology annotation, biological process: N-terminal peptidyl-glutamic acid acetylation. The coding region runs from base 1 to 783 and encodes 260 amino acids. Gene Ontology annotation, molecular function: protein-N-terminal-glutamate acetyltransferase activity; protein N-terminal-serine acetyltransferase activity. Lineage: Eukaryota; Fungi; Ascomycota; Eurotiomycetes; Eurotiales; Aspergillaceae.